AUGAUUACGGAGGAGUACAAAGUCUGGAAGAAAAACACGCCGUUCUUGUACGACGUAGUCAUGACCCACGUUGACAUCACGGUGAAGAUCAACCAUGACGGGGAGGUGAACCGCGCGCGCUACAUGCCGCAGAACGAGUUCGUGAUCGCCACCAAGUCCCCCUCGGCGGACGUGUGCGUGUUCGACAUCUCCAAGCACCCCAGCGUACCCCCGUCCAACAGCGGGUGCCGACCGGAGCACCGAUGCAAGGGCCACACCAAGGAGGGCUACGGCCUCAGCUGGAACCCGCACGUGGAGGGCCGCCUGCUGUCCGGGAGCGACGACGGGCUGGUGUGCUACUGGGACAUCAAGGGGGCGGGCCAGACCGUAGACGCGACUCAAAAAUUCGAGGGGCAUACUUCGGUGGUGGGAGACGUGGCAUGGCACCAGCAGAACCCGAAGCUGCUAGGCUCGGUUGGCGACGACAGACAACUCCUCUUCUGGGACACGUCCAUGGACGGGUCCAAGCCGACUACGGUUAUCAAGGAUCCGAUGCACCUGCUGGAGAGACACGGCAGCGAGGCCGGAGACGGAGAGGUGCUGGGGGUUCAAUGGGCGUCGUUCGACGAGACUAUCCUGGGGUCGUGCAGCGCGGACAGACGAGUCAAGGUGUGGAGCCUGAGCCGCAUCGGGGAGGAGCAGAGCCCGGAAGACGCGGAGGACGGCCCGCCGGAGCUGCUCUUCAUCCACGGGGGCCACACCAGCCGAGUGGGAGACUUCAGGUGCAUGAAGGCAAGUCAAGGUCACCCCCCCCCCCCCCCCCCCCCCACCUCUAAUCGGAUGAGUUUGUCGCCGACACAAGAUAAGGUGGUGUGCCGAUGCGUACAACAGGGAACGAAGACGUAGACAUUCCGAUUCCACAGAAAUUUUUAUCCAAAUAUCAAUUUUUCUACACAAAUAGGUCGCCAUCGAACUCACCCCCCAAGUAGAGCACGCCACAAUUUGACAAAAAAAAAUAGUAAAAUACCAAGUACUGUCCAAAUAUCGCCGAUCAGCCUCUGUAGCAAACCCUGAAGGGUUUAUAUAUCCCUAGACUAAAGAAGCACCUGAUCAGAGGAAAAUAAAAAAUCUAGGAAACAAAUUGAGGAGGUAUGAAAGGGAUUGUGUUGGUGUCGUCACAAAGUAAUGCACCGCUACUGUUACAUCAUCCACAGGCAAGUGGGUUUCGCCCUGGAGGACUUAAACUUGCCACUGCUUGUCAGAGAUCAAGACUCGACCUCUCACCAUCGACCACACUUGACACAACAGCAACGGCAUGGUAGUCAGUAACAGCACGACUAGUCGUAUUCCGAUGCUGCGAGAGCCGCCACGCCAGCUUCAAGUCGUUUCGCACGACGUCCUACAAUGCAGAAAACGGGAGAGACAAAAAGAGCAAAAAAAAGCACCGGACACGCUACCGACAUCCAUUGUCAAUCUUUCGUAAAUACAGCAGUUCCAGACGGACAUCCUCAAUGCGAGUCGUUGAUGGACCGCUUGCUUUCGCGCAGACACCGGUCGCACGUCCAAACGUAACACCAUUGUCUAAGACGUCUAGCGACGCUUAGCUUAUUAGCGUGAGCGACAAACCCACAAACAGCGCGUCCAAGCGCCAGUAACACAAUCUACAAGAAACAUCUGACCGCACAGCCGUAGCACCCCAGCAAACCACCAAGGCUGAUCAGCUUGCCAAAGUAAAAUUUACCACCACCACAGCGCCAGCAGCGUUCCUCGACCGGCGACGUUGUCGUACCCAGCGCUGCCAACCUUUCUCUAUUAUCAAGAGAAUAAACUACCGGGCGGUUACGAGCCAACCGUCACAACGAUUACACCUGAACCGUCACAACGGUUACACCUG
This is a messenger RNA of Ectocarpus siliculosus, 1873 nucleotides long. The record is from the annotation of a GenBank genome assembly. Lineage: Eukaryota; Phaeophyceae; Ectocarpales; Ectocarpaceae.